Messenger RNA from Gongylonema pulchrum, 882 nucleotides. The record is from the annotation of a GenBank genome assembly. NCBI's taxonomy places the organism in Eukaryota, Metazoa, Nematoda, Chromadorea, Rhabditida, Gongylonematidae.
AUGCCACGUGGUGUGGACGGUCAGCCGCUUUACUUAACGCGUGACAAUUUGACCGAAAUCGACCCCGAACAGGCCCGGCAACUCGAUAUUUUUGCUCAGCUCUCUAGAACACUAACUCAGAAACAGCUUCUAGAACUUAAUACAACUGGAUUUUCUGUGUUGACGCCUAAGCAGCGGAAAAUGGUUUACGGACCGAAAUCGCCGUUCAGUGAUCCAAAAAAACUAAAGUUCUUCUUGUCUCUGGAUGAGAGCCAGAUACAUCAGCAUUUGAUUGAUGAUAUUCGAUACCUGUCGAAGGUCGAUCCAAAAACGAUUAAAAGUCGCCACAGGCGACAAGCAGUUGUGCUAUCUCCUACGCUACUUCGUGCUUUCAUAUUCGACCCGGCCGGUGUUUCAAAUCCCGCUAUACUUUCACCUAUUUUAUUAAGUUUAAUUGUUUUUUCACCAGCGAUAUUUGGUGUUGGCGUACUUAGCCCGUGGUUAUUUUUUCCGAUUAUUCUUGCACCCCGUCUUAUGAGUCCAAUGAUUUUGUCUCCAAUAGCUUUAACUCCAGUGGUUUUAUCACCUCUGAUAAUGAAUCCACUGAUACUAUCACCUGCUUGUAUGUUACCGGUCAUUUUGUCACCAACUCUUCUAUCGCCUAACAUUCUGGCACCUACAGUCCUUUGCCCCCUAAUUUUAUCACCACUGGUACUAAAUCCGUCAAUUUACUCCCCCUCUGCCGGCAACGCCAUCAUAGGCAGUCCCUAUGUGUUAUCACCGGCGGUGUGGUCCCCAGCAUAUUUAUCGAUCCAUAUUUUUUCACCGAAAGCGUUUUCGCCUUUGAUUAAUUCAACAGGAAAAUGGGUUUCACUAUAUUUUUCGCCUACAGUGUUUAGUUAA